Messenger RNA from Danio aesculapii, 4206 nucleotides. RefSeq names its product RUN domain containing 1 (gene rundc1). Lineage: Eukaryota; Metazoa; Chordata; Actinopteri; Cypriniformes; Danionidae. The record is from RefSeq and is a predicted model, not a curated record. The coding region runs from base 153 to 1859 and encodes 568 amino acids. The transcript has 5 exons.
AGGACGUAAGUAUUACACGGCGCUGCACCUGCUAAAGCAGCGGUAGCGCAUUCAUAUCUGACAAAAAACAAACAAACUGCGCCUCAGUUUAAGUUGGUCGAAGUUAUUUUUGGUGAAAGGCAGCGAGGCUGUCGACUUCAACUGUCAGUCUCAUGUCGACGGAGGAUUUGUCCACUUCCGACAGCGAGGCUGCCUUCGCGGGAGCCGGAGAGCGCUGGGCGCCCGUGGGAGCCGUGGCCAACCCGGAGGAUGAGCACUGGAAGACGGGCGCGCAGGCUGGCUCUGUGUCCUCCAGCGAUGGAGAAAUGGUCUCCCGGCUGCGGAAGAUGGAGGACGAGCAGGAACAGCUGAAUUCAUCGCUCCUCGCCUUAACAUCUCACUUCGCUCAGGUGCAGUUUCGCCUAAAGCAGAUCGUGCACGCGCAGAGCGAUGAGAAGGAGAGGAUGCUGCUGGAGCUCGAGGAGUUCGCCUUCAGAGGAUGCCCGCAUGUCGUCGGCUGCAGGGCGCAGGACGCUCAUAUGCUGGAAAACUCAAGUGAACGGGAGAAGAGGGAACGCUUGGAAGCUCAGAGAAACAAGCAGAAGGAACUGAUUUUCCAGCUGAAGACUCAACUCGACGACCUGGAACGCUUCGCCUACCAGGAGGGCAGCUAUGACUCACUGCCUCAGUCUGUCGUCAUGGAGAGACAGAGGGUGAUCAUCGAUGAGCUGAUCAAGAAGCUGGAUGUGAAUCUGAAUGAAGACAUUGGCAAUCUCACACCAGAAGAGCUUCGGCAGAGAGUGGACGCCGCUAUAGCUCAGAUCGUCAACCCGGCUCGAGUCAAAGAGCAGCUGGUUGAGCAGCUCAAAACCCAGAUCAGAGACCUGGAGAUGUUUAUUAACUUCAUACAGGAUGAAGUGGGGAACCCUCUGUUAAAUGAUGGUACGAAGAGCCAGCCAACCCAAGCAGCCGGACCAAACACUGGAGCCACUGGAGGAAUGAAGCGAGUGGAUCCCGAACAGGCUCAGCGGAUGCGGGAAACGGGGCUCCAGCUGAUUCAGAAAGCUCUAGCAGUGCUGCAGAUUUUUGCUCUGAGCCAGUUUGGAUGUGCCGCGGGUCAUGUGCCCCAAAACAUGUGGUCUCAGGGUGCCGAGGCCCAAGAUUACGGCCCUCUUCUGCAGAAACUUGAAGGAGCGGUGGAGCGAGUCCGUCUGCUAGCCUCCCGCCAUCAGCCCUCAUCUCUAGAUGAACACGUGGUCAGUUAUUCUGCCUCCCUAUCGCCUGAAGGACCUCGGGACGAACUCACCGCCUCAGUGCGUAAAGAGCUGGCCGUGGCGCUCCGGGACCUGCUAUCCCAUGGACUGUAUGCUCCUUCUCAGGGCAUGAGCCUGGUCCUGGCUCCCAUUUCCUGCCUGCUCCCCUUCAGCUCUUCCCCUCAGACCCUGCAUCCCUGGGAGCUUUUUGUCAAGUACUAUCAUUCCAAAAACGGACAGGCGUUUGUUGAAUCGCCUGCUCGGCAGCUCUCACAAUCCUUUAGUUUGCCAGUAGGGGGCGGUCCUGUGACGGUCACACCCAAACAGUCUCUGUUAUGGGCCAUCCACACGGUCCUCAAAGAACACAGACGAUUCAAACGAAGCACAGACUCCGAGUUUAAGGCGUUAGUUUGCAUGGCGCUCAAUGAGCAACGGCUUGUGUCCUGGCUCAACCUGCUGUGUAAAUCUGGGACGCUUAUACACUCACACUACCAGCCCUGGAGCUACAUGGCUCAGACGGGCUUUGAAGGGGCUCUGCGCAUCCUGGGCCGCAUCAGCCAUCUUAAAUUCAGCCUUCCUGUAGACUUGGCGGUCAGGCAGCUGAAAAACAUCAAAGAUGCUUUUUAAGCAUUGGGGAAUAGAAAGAGGUAAAGGGAACCUCCAUAACAUCACAAUGUUAAAAAAAAUUACAACAACUAUAUUCUGUAGAGCUGUGUCAAAAGUGAUUCGGGAAAUUGACUCUGUAGAGAUUUUCAAAAUGGAUCACGAUUCUCCCUUGAAGUGAUUCAGACCUUAGUUUAUAACAGCAGAUGGCGCUGUUUGUUUCACAUACACAGUGUUUACUUGCAUACAAAACCUAAAAUAAUCAUUAAGGUUUAAGCCAAUUACAAAAUUGUUCAUAGUGAGCUGUGUUUACAUUAAUCUCAUGACAUAAAAGCCAACUUGCAUGAAGGUUUAAAACUAGCCUAAAGCACUGUCUGCUGUUAAAAACUGCAUUUAGAAUCCAUUCAGGUGAGUUAGUAGUUUAGAAUCGAUGCAAUAUCAAUUUCUCUAACUAUUUUUGUCACGGCUUUAAUAUUUUGCUAAACACUAAACAUCUCAUUUCAGAAAUUUAAAUCGAUUAAAAAAAGUACUUCCUGAUCAAGGGAUAGUUCAUCCCCCCACCCCCCAACCCCACCCCUCUACAAAAAAAGUAUUUACUCUCUGGUCAUCCAAGAAGUAGAUGACUUUGCUUACUUCAUUAGAACAGGAAAGAAAAUAUUUAGCUGAAAAUCCUUUGGUGAUUCAUAAAAUGAAAGUCAAUGGGAUUUGAGGCAAAAUUAAUACAUUUGGCGCAUCAGUCCGAGCAAGGAAAUCACCAUUGUAACAUUAUUACCUGUGAUCCACAACCUCAACAAACAGUCAUAAAUGUGUUCUUGGCAAUCUGGAGUCUUUUGUGGCAUCAUGAUGUGAGAGGGUGUUGUAAUAAUGCUGUAAAUAACGAUCAAUUUCUUGCAAAUACAAAUAGUUUCGCUUUAUAACACCUCAAGGUAUCAUCAGAAGCCACAGGUAUUAGUUUAGUCAUAAAAACUGUAGCUGACUACUUGCAUAAACCGUGACCACAGUUUCAGCUUAAAUCUUAAUUUGUUCUGCUAAAGAAAAAAGUCAGCUGCACCUUUGAUGACUUGAGGCUGAAUUUUCAUUUUUGUAUGGACUAUCCUGAAAACUUACACAACUCAUGCACUUUUCUUGAGACUCCAUGUUGCUGUUAAAUUGAAAACCUGCAAUUCUGAUGAAGGCAGGUUUUAAUAUGCUGCAUUAAUAUUAAUAUAACUCAAAGAAAAUGUGCUCAGUUUAUUGACCCUGAGCAUCUGACUGCCUCCAUGAAGCCUUUCUUAAGGGCAUUUAUUAUGUCAAGCUUUUACCAAAACCAACCACUUCACUCUUUUAAUACAAGUAUAAUUGAUUACUUGAACCAUUGCGUAUGUUUGAGAUGCACUACGGUAUCUAUAAAACACUACUAUAUAUAUAUAUAUAAAAUAGUAAUUUAAGUAUGUUUAAGUUGUUAUCUUUAUGUAGCCAAAUGCACUCAUUUCCUUAGCUUUCACUAAAUUAUUUGUUACCGACAAAUCAAAAUGUCUAUUUACAAUCAUGAUUGAUUUCCUUUUGCAUUAUUUAAGGUCGUUAUAUUUCACGAACUGGUCUAUGUUUUCAUAUUACUCUAUGAAGAGACCAUCGUACAGGUCAAUCAACACACUCAGGUCAUUCCGAACAAACAAAGACAUCCUCACUGGUGUUUGUAAAUCACUGGAUUCCUCUCUCUUCAACUUAUUUUUUCCCACAGACUGGCCUGUUCCAGCCCAAAAAAAGAUUGUAAGAUAAAUAAAAUAUGCUUGUUCGCUGCUACAGGAGAAAAUGCACAGCUUGUAAACUGAAUUACAAGCGUGUUGUCAAACACAUUUGCUGAAUAUGAAACUGAUAUGCUGCAUAUCGAUGCCGACUGAAUUAUUUAUUUCCUGUUUUGCUAACGCCGGCGUUCUGAAGCUCUGCUUGAAUAUCUACUAUUUCCACGUCUUGUCAAUCCUUGUUUACUGCUCUGAAAUCCUGAAUGUACAAUCUUCCAAAUUGUAUCCUGCUACUUUACUAGUUCUGAUUCAAAACAUCCUGAACACUGUAAGAAUUCAGUAAGAAGGGGUUGUUUGUUAACAUAUCCUGGAAAUGGGCUCAGUUUCGAUUUUUGGAUUUCUCUGCACCGGUUUGGAUGAAUGGUUUUCAAACAGUGAUUAGCCCUCAUCAACUAGCUUUUUUUAUUUAAAGUACUUUUUUUUGCUAUUUCCCAUAAUAUUUAUUCAAGACAUUGUUAUAUUUCUAGGUCUUCAAACAUACAGUUAUGAUUCCUGAUAUUUGACCAUUGACAAUUACUCUCCUCUUUUUAAAUUCUUCCAUCAUUGCUGGAUGUAACCGGAUGUAAUGGAGAUUUUUUUCAGUGAUUAAA